Molecule: messenger RNA, 999 nt
Organism: Ilex paraguariensis (yerba mate)
Lineage: Eukaryota; Viridiplantae; Streptophyta; Magnoliopsida; Aquifoliales; Aquifoliaceae
Source: the annotation of a GenBank genome assembly
AUGAACAAGAUUGUGGAAGAUUGCACGGAUAAGGAUGACCUACUCAAGAAUCGUUGUCAAGGAACUCCAGAUCAAUGUGGAAACCACCGGUUGCCAAAAAUUGUGUCGUUGAAGCAUCACUGGUGGUGGAUGAUGAACACCGUGUGGGAUGGGUUAAAGGAGACUCGUGUGCACUUGGGUCAUAUUCUUUUCAUAGAGGAGGACCACUUCAUUUUUCCCAAUGCCUACCGCAAUUUGCAGUUACUUACUCAAUUGAAACUGCAUAAAUGUCCUGAUUGCUAUGCCGCAAAUCUGGCACCAUUUGAUGUGAAGUCAAGGGGAGAGGGGUGGGAGAGUUUGAUUACAGAGAGAAUGAGUAAUGUAGGUUAUGCAUUUAAUUGGACUGUGUGGAGGAAGAUACAUAACAAGGCAAGAGAAUUUUGUUUCUUUGAUGAUUACAACUGGGAUAUAACAAUGUGGGCAACUGUUUAUCCUUCAUUUGGAGGUCCUGUGUACACGCUACGAGGGCCAAGGACAAGUGCUGUUCACUUUGGCAAAUGUGGUUUGCAUCAGGGGCAGGGGGAGAAAGAUGCUUGUUUGAUAAUGGUGUGGCGAAGGUUGAAGUAGAGGAUAUAGAUAAGGUUGCCAACAUCAAAUCAGACUGAGUACAUGUGCAUAAGAACCAAGCAGGAUAUCAAGCAGGGUUUAGGGGUUGGGGUGGCUGGGGAGAUAGAAGAGACAACCAAUUGUGUUUGGAAUUUGCUAACAUGUAUCACUCGAGUUGACAGGCGCAGCUCCUUUCUGGGGAGUUUUCGACAUGUGAGUUUCCCAAUCAGCAUAACCAGCAAGGUCUGAUUUCUUGAUCGAAUUGCUUAAUGAAUAAAUGAAAGCACAUGUUGUAGUUUCAUAUAUAUAAUAUGUUAUGGCAUACUAGGGGUGGUCCCAUUAUUUUUAAUUUCACACUAUUAACUGAAUGAAAUCACUUCUUUGCUUUGCUAUUUCAGAGAAUUUUUAGUAGCC